AUGUUGUUAUACGUAUUAAUCGCACUUUUUGUAAUUCAGAAAAGUAUUCUGCAAGAUAAUCUCGACUUGGCAAAAACGUUAGUCAAAGAAACGAGUGAUAUCAAUGAAAGAGAUGAUGAUGGCUGUACUGCUCUGCAUACAGCAGCAAGAUAUUCUAGUUCUGAUGCUGUAAAGCUUCUUCUUCAGCAUGGUGCUACUAGUAAAGUGUUUGACAAGAAAGGUGUUGCUCCUGUUCAUGUUGCUGCAAGAAAGGGAAAUUUGCCUGCGGUACAAGCUUUAGUGUCUCAUGAUCGCUCUAAUGCUGAGUUGAAAGAUCAAACAGAAAACGAAGCUACUCCAUUGCAUCAUGCAGCAGAGGAGAACCGCACACACGUGAUAGAGUUUCUAAACUCACAAUAUCACGCUAACAUCAAUGCAACCAACAGAAUAGGAGAGGCUGCUGUAUUUGUUGCUGCUGCUCGUGAUAACCCAGAAAUGAUUACAGCAGCUGUGAAAAUGGGGGCUGAUUUGACUCUCAGAAGCGAUCUUGAUGAAUCUGCAAUGGACGUAGCAGCGACAGAAGAUUCUAUUUCUUGUAUUGUUAGUAUUGCACAGAAAGCUCCUCAAACAGUUACAGCCGUAAACGAUGAUGGCGACCCAGCACUGAGCCAUUGCUAUACGGGGGAAAGCGUCGACAUUUUAGUCAAUCUAGGAGCAGAUCCUUGUCACAAGAAUGAAACGAGACGUACACCUCUUCAUGCAGCUGCUACUGACCCAGAUAGACAGGAAGCAGCACGCAAGCUUGUUUCAAGAGGUGCAGAAGUUGAUGCCAAAGACGAUGCAGGAAUGACACCACUACAUGUGGCAGCUUCAAUGGAUAACACACAAGGAGUUGACUUACUCAUUGAGGAAGCAGGGGCAAAUAUGAAUGUAGACAGAAUGGCGUCCAAAGGAAAGUUUGACGACUUGCUGAAUCAUAUGGGAAACCAAGUCGACGCUUGUCUUGCCAAGGCGUUGCCGCAGAAGUUUCGUGAUAUCGUCGAAUGUUUGCGAGGGAAGGCACACGUUAUCGCUAAAGAUUCUAUAGGUAGUGCAGUCCAGGCAGACGACAUCAACAAAUUUCGAGAUCUGCUGAAAAAAACCACGAAGAAGCUGACGAAGCUGGCCAAAGCACCUAAACGAACUCCUGAUAGCACAUUGCUCGACAGCCUGCAAACAAGUUGGAAGGACAUGAAGGAUUUGCAUUUCCGCAUGAAAAACCAAGAUGACUCCUCUUUCACUGUCGCACACAUGUUUUCAAAUUCAGGUGCGAGGAAGUUUUGGUGUGAUUCAUUUGGAGACAAGAAUGGUGAAGUACAGUGGGAAACGUGGCUAACAGCAUACAAAAAGAAAUCUUAUCUACUUGACAAAGACUCUGAGCUCGUUAUCAAAGCUUUCAUUGGAGUCGCAGGAGGAAAGUUUGUUGCUGCUUCAAAGAUGAAUGAUGCAUGCCAGGCAUUUGGAUUUCCGUUUAAAAGAGUCAAAUGCUGUCGUGAAAUGGAAUGUCAAUGCAUGGAGUUCAAAAAGAAAGAGUGGGGUUUGAAAAGCAGUUCAGCUGCUGAAGAGAUCGAGACAUGUCUUACUUGUAAGCAUGGAAAAGACAGACACUAUGUUUUAGAAAAGCUUGAUAAAGAAUCAAAGAGUCGAGAUCGUCGAUCUACUGGUGGAAGCGUUAAAGACAAGCAGCUGCUAAUAGAUCAAUCAACUCGCUUGGGACCAUUGCAAAAAAGUAUUCUGCAAGGUAAUCUCGACUUGGCAAAAACGGUAGUCAAAGAAACGAGUGAUAUCAAUGAAAGAGAUGAUGAUGGCUGUACUGCUCUGCAUACAGCAGCAAGAUAUUCUAGUUCUGAUGCUGUAAAGCUUCUUCUUCAGCAUGGUGCUACUAGUAAAGUGUUUGACAAGAAAGGUGUUGCUCCUGUUCAUGUUGCUGCAAGAAAGGGAAAUUUACCUGCGGUACAAGCUUUAGUGUCUCAUGAUCGCUCUAAUGCUGAGUUGAAAGAUCAAACAGAAAACGAAGCUACUCCAUUGCAUCAUGCAGCAGAGGAGAACAGCAUUCAAGUGAUAGAGUUUCUAAACUCACAAUAUCACGCUGACAUCAAUGCAACCAACAGCAUAGGAGAGACUGCUGUAUUUGUUGCUGCUGCUUGUGAUAACCCAGAAAUGAUUACAGCAGCUGUGAAAAUGGGGGCUGAUUUGACUCUCAGAAGCGUUCUUGAUGAAUCUGCAAUGGACGUAGCAGCGGCAGAAGAUUCUAUUUCUUGUAUUGUUAGUAUUGCACAGAAAGCUCCUCAAACAGUCACAGCCGUAAACGAUGAUGGCGACCCAGCACUGAGCCAUUGCUAUACGGGCGAAAGCGUCGACAUUUUAGUCAAUCUAGGAGCAGAUCCUUGUCACAAGAAUGAAACGGGACGUACACCUCUUCAUGCAGCUGCUACUGACCCAGAUAGACAGGAAGCAGCACGCAAGCUUGUUUCAAAAGGUGCAGAAGUUGAUGCCAAAGAUGAUGCAGGAAUGACACCACUACAUGUGGCAGCUUCAAUGAAUAACACACAAGGAGUUGACUUACUCAUUGAUGAAGCAGGGGCAAAUAUGAAUGCACGAGACAACGAAGGAAGAUCUCCAAUGUUAGUUGCACUUGAUCGCAACUUCGUGAAAUUGUCCGAAAAACUUCUUCGCAAGGGAGCGGACGUUCAUGCCUCGGAUGCUAGAGGAUUGACUGCGCUUCAUUACGCUUCGAAAAAUGGCUAUGACAGGCUUUCCAAAAUGUUGUUGGAUGCAGGAGUAGUUGUCGAUGCUUGUGACAUUGAAGGAAAGACACCUCUACAUUACGCAGUCGUUAGUAAUCCUCAACUAGCCAAGUUGCUCGUUGAAGGGGGUGCGGACAUGUAUAAACGUGAUGCACGAGGAAGCACUGCUCUAGGGUUGUCUCGAAAGAGUGGCCAUCCUCUUAAGCAUCUAACAAGAGAAGAGGUACAAGUACUUGACUUUACAGAAGCAUCGAAAGAUGAGCUUGCUGUACCACCAGGCCCGACGUGUCCAUCAAAGUGUUUUGCCGAUGGACCCGGUUUGAAAGGAGGACAUGUGGAUACAAGGUACAGCUUUAGCGUGUUUACUUGUGACGAGAACGGAAAGAUGCAAAUUGCCGGAGGAGCUUCUUUGGUCAUUCGAAUCGUUCUAGCUGACUCCAAGGCAAACAUCACAGCCACUCCUGGCCAAACAGACAAACGUCUGAUGAUAACAGAUAAUGGCGAUGGAACGUAUUUUGUCGCCUUCGAAUUGUCAAUGGCUGGAAAACACCAGUUUCACAUUUCAGUUGAUAAAGAGUCCGUUCAUGGAAGUCCUUAUGUUAUACCUCUGGACAAGUCCCUUGCUCCACUACCACCAAUUAUCAGCGGCACCAGCUAUCAGCCUGCAAAUUAUGCUGAUGAGAAAAUUCAAUUUGCAAAGAAUGAAGGAAUCGGUCAAGUUGACAUUGCAAUUGUUUGUGACACUACUUCAAGCAUGGGGCCCGAAAUCAAGACUGCUCAAAAGCUGAUACAAGAUCUCAUAAACACUGUCAAUAGUGAAAGUCUUUGCAGGGAUUUACGAUUAGCUGUUGUUGCAUACAGAGAUCAUCCACCGGAAGAGGACACCUACGUGACUAAGGUUUGGCCGUUGACUUCAGAUAUUUCUUCUGUCAAGGAAGCUGUCAACAGUCUUGAAGCCAAAGGAGGGGGUGACGUUCCCGAGGCCGUUGCAGACGCGCUUAAAGAAGUCGUCGAUCUCAACUGGGAUGAAACUCAGAGGCCUCACGCCGUUCGAAUGGCCGUGUUGAUAGGAGACGCUCCUCCGCAUGGAAUGCUGUGUGUGAAAACUGGAGAUAAUUUCCCGAAAGGUUGCCCAGCUGGUCACGAUUGGCUCAUAUUAGCAGAACAAUGUCGCUCUAGAAAAAUCAACGUCUACACAGUUUUGUGCCGAGAUGAUUACUUUGCUAUACGAGCCUUUAGUGCAAUAGCAGAAUCCUCCGGAGGACAUUGCGCUAAAAUUCAAUCUGAAAGCGACAACUCUGAAAUCAUAAAUUUGAUUAAACUGCACGUUCAUGUCCAGCUGGACCAUCAGCUCACGACCAGCACAGUAUCAGACGUUAUUAUCAAAAAUCAAUUGGCGGAACGCACGUUUGAACAGCGUCUUGGACGCGUCAAAGAGGAACUGUCUACUUUAGGCUUUAAAGUUCGACGAUUGCAAACAGGACGAGGUAAGGCUACCAUUCAAAUCAGGUCAGUCUGUGAGAACGACAUCUACGAGGCGGUAGAAGACUUCAAAUCUUGUGAGCGCUUUGCUAAUACCAAACGAGAUUUAACUCUGAUGGAUCACAUGGGGAAAAAGCUUUAUGCUUUGCGGAAACUUCAAGGAAAUCUUCCUUCUGUUGCUGAAACUGACCAAGUCUGACUGAUAGAAUGACACGCAUGCAGUUGUUCUAUUGGUGUUUGCUGUUUAGUUGUUAGUUGUUUUUGUUAGCUGAGCUGUGCGGAACUGUCAAUUUUGACGUUGAGUUGCUGGAUCUUUGAUUCUAUAAUAUGCAUGAGAACCUCUCAGAUAA
Molecule: messenger RNA, 4597 nt
Organism: Corticium candelabrum
Lineage: Eukaryota; Metazoa; Porifera; Homoscleromorpha; Homosclerophorida; Plakinidae
Exons: 24
Coding region: 1-4446 (1481 amino acids)
Biological process (GO): positive regulation of transcription by RNA polymerase II
Cellular component (GO): nucleus
Molecular function (GO): protein binding; transcription cis-regulatory region binding
Source: RefSeq, a predicted model, not a curated record